UGAGAUCACCGACGACGCAACAAGGUCAAUAACGAAAAUAUACUGUUGCAUAAACAAGAUUAGCGAUGUUGCGCAACAUCCCCUGCUUUCACACAGUUAAGGACUUAUAAACGUUGUACGCUCAUCCAUUGUGUGUUAUACAACUGUAGAAUUUGAGAGACGAGUUGACUAUAUUACCACAAAUCGUUCUUUAUCUAUAAGAGAUACAGUGUGACCAGCGAUGUAUUUCUUAGUCUUAAUACUGUGUGUCGUGGUGAUCAAUGAUGCCAGCCAGUAUGACCCUCAUCUUUACCCACCGACAGGGCCUUUCUUUGAGGGUUGGUACACCAGACUAACAGAUACAGACAACGACAGAUCAUUUGGUGUCCUCUUUGGUCGUGUACUCCCGAGAAACAGCCAGUCGACAUCAACAUCGACAUCAACAUGGGACUCGAACCCGACUACCUACAUCAGUCUGGUGUGCAGCAAAGGUCAAGGGUCACCCAUGGUCGUCGUCCAGGCUUACCCUGAUGAAGACGACAUCGAGGUUACGGUGCGUGGUGGUCGACCGAUAAACAAAGACCCCUCUCUGCAGGCACCAUCUUACUUCGAGUACGUUGUACGUCCGUAUGGAUUCUACAACGUAACUCCUAACUCGACUGUUUUUAGUUUCACCAUUGAUGGGGUGACGUUUGCAGGAAACUUUACCAGACCUCUACUGUGGGAUUCGACUGGGCAAGGUCCAGAAGGCUGGCUUACUGACCUGCCGAUGUUACCCAUCCAUUGGUUCGUCUACAGCCUUGGGACCCCAGGAAGCUAUACAUGGAACCAAUCAGGACGAGUCAUAUCAGGCAAGGCUCAUGCUCAUCAGGAGAAGAACUGGGGACAGGGAUUCCCGGCAGGUUGGAUGUGGACCCAAGCAUACAAUCGUACCGCAAACGCAACAUUCGCGGGAACCUUUGGAGUCGUGUCCUUUAAUCCGGUUAUCAGAGGCCCUGCCCAUCUCUUCGGCUACAGAAAUUUUGCGCGAAAUCUUCGUCUUGAUUUCAGGCCAGACAACUCGUUUACUACUCAGGACCGGCGUCCUUGUGAGGGUAAGGCUACAGUGAACAUCUACAGUCUACUUCACACCGUGGAGUUAACAAUGAGUGCUCCGGUAGAGACCUUUCAGAAGUGUCUACGUGGUCCAGUGGAAUCAGGCUUCCAGUACAACUUGGUAGAGACGUAUGUGGCCACCAUACGGGUAGUUAUCAAGAAACUUGGAUUUAGGGGUUUUAGUGUAAUUGAAGAUCAGAUAUUCUAUGGAGCGGCGUAUGAGUUCGGUAGAGAGUACCUUUGUCCUCAGAAUCCGUGCACUGAUUGAUUUCUUUAGCAGUCGUGUGA
Strongylocentrotus purpuratus (purple sea urchin) is the source of this 1362-nucleotide messenger RNA. RefSeq lists its product as uncharacterized. The record is from RefSeq and is a predicted model, not a curated record. Gene Ontology annotation, molecular function: tocopherol cyclase activity. The transcript has 2 exons. Lineage: Eukaryota; Metazoa; Echinodermata; Echinoidea; Camarodonta; Strongylocentrotidae. The coding region runs from base 221 to 1342 and encodes 373 amino acids.